Molecule: messenger RNA, 495 nt
Organism: Aspergillus nomiae NRRL 13137
Lineage: Eukaryota; Fungi; Ascomycota; Eurotiomycetes; Eurotiales; Aspergillaceae
Exons: 2
Coding region: 1-495 (164 amino acids)
Source: RefSeq, a predicted model, not a curated record
AUGCUAGGAAAUGGAUGGGACUACUCCCAAAUUCUUGAAUGGGCUACUCGCUUUUGGGACACGCGUGAGCGAAACGAGGAUGAGUACAAGUGGCCAGAGAACAUUCGCGCAAGUGUCGUCAGUGCUCUGAGUGAACUCAACAGCGCGUUCAGCAAGACUGAGGAGAUUCAUCGGGAUGAACAUGCCUUGACAGACGACGAUGAUGAUGCUAUGGCGACGUACCGCACUUUUGUCGAAAAGCGCCGCCAGCUGCUCGUCCAGGACCCUAUUCCCGGUGAAUAUGCUUGUGAGUAUGAUUGGGAUUGUUAUCAGUCGUCGCGGCUCUUGCGUCUCUUACCUGGGGACCCUGGGUAUGUGCUAUGGAUGGUGGCACUGAGGGUUUUUAGGGGGGCAGUUGAAGAUGCUAUCACCAGUUGCGCUGUCCUCCAUGGCUCAGGACGCUGGAUGGUAAAUGAAGAAUUGGAGUCGUUCCCGGUGGAGUGCGAGAAGAUUUGA